This is a messenger RNA of Clupea harengus (Atlantic herring), 6795 nucleotides long. RefSeq names its product tudor domain containing 15 (gene tdrd15). NCBI's taxonomy places the organism in Eukaryota, Metazoa, Chordata, Actinopteri, Clupeiformes, Clupeidae. The record is from RefSeq and is a predicted model, not a curated record.
CCAUCCGGUAGGUGGCAGAUUAAUUCAGAUGUUCAUCAUAACUCCAUCCCCAGCACGAAGUUCAACAUUUUCAUCUUAAAUUGCACGGGAAUGGAAUUAGUCUGACACCUUCUCUGACUGGAAUUCAGUUGAAAUGUCCCAGCUGGGAAUGGAAAUGGGAAGAGUUGAUUUUCUCUGUAUCCAGCACUUGUACACCCUUAUGUUAUCAGACCGUCAGGUGACAGAUGACCACUUGGUGGCAUGUUACUGAAUUUGGAUGCAUAAAAAGAAACAUACAGCUUCUCUACAAUGUGCUCUACUACACCCUCUCCAGAUCAAAGGUCACAGCACAGUCCUGAGGUUACAGCUCCUUCUAAUGAAUGGUCUGUGGAAAUCAAAUUGACACAUGUUGACUGCAAUCCUGCAGACAUUUUGGUGCACUUCCAGGGUCAGUAUGUGUCAACCUGUGAGUUAGACUACAACAUACUGAGAGUAGAGAUUCAAAAUGCGGAGAAGGUCAGGGGGCCUGUGGAUGUAGGGAAACUAUGUUUGGUGGAGGAUGACCUAACUGGUCGUUGGUACAGAGGAAGAGUUCAGAACAAGCAGAGGGAUCUAUUUGAUGUCUUUCUUAUUGAUCAUGGAAAUGUUCUGUCAGUCUGUGACAACUACUUGGCCAGUGCCUCAGAUGAGUUACUCACGCUGCCCCCUAAGAUUGUCUGUGGGUUCUUUGCCAAUGUGUUACCAGUGGGCCAAUGUUGGACACCACAAACAGGAAAGUAUUUCUCGUCCUUUAUCGGCCAAUUCAUAAAUGGUUACAUCCAUGCCCUACUGCCACACAAAGUCCUCAUACUCGAAGCACCUGAAAUCACCAAGGAUUUAUCAAGACUCUGCUUUGGGAGACAUACAGAUACCGGUACUUUUCUGUUGGUUGUGGAAAUGCUGACAGAGGUUCCAAUUAGACCAGACAGUGAACAGAUCCCUGAUCUAUUGAGCGAAAAUCAAAUUGCAAAAGGACAGUCUUUUAAACCCCUGUGUAUUCAGGGUGUUGAGAACAUUCUCUCUUGUUGUGGUCCCCGGCAGACAGUGGGAGAGAAGGUGAAGGUGCGAUUGAGUGCUGCAGUUAACCCCAGUGCUUUUUACUGCCAAAGGUUGUGUGUGGAAGAAGAACUUAAGGUGAUGUCUGACAAAUUGGCAUUCCUGUGUGAGUCAAAGAGAGAAAACAUCAGGGAUAGGCCAGAGGGCAACCUGGGUCUGCUGUGUGCGGUCAGAGGCAAAGAUGAAAAAUGGCACAGGGGUUAUGUGCAGUUUCUGCCUGUAAAUUCACAAGUCAGAGUUCUGUUUGUUGACUAUGGAUACUGUGAGUUGGUAAAAGUCGAAGACGUCUAUCAACUUCCCUCAGAUUUCCUUAUGAAGCCAAUCAUGACUUUCCCAUGUGCAUUGUCAAGCCUCAAUCAAGACACUGAGGCUUUGAAGAAAGAGCAGCAUGAUUUGCUUUUGAAGGGACUUCUUGGCAGUGCUUUGAGUGUCAAGAUAAAUGACUUUGACAAGGAACAGAAUUUCUAUCAUGUCACACUGUGCAAUGCUGAAGAUGACUCAGUGGUCAAAACAGAAGUAACUCCUGACAUUGUCGCCCAGACAAGUAAAGUGCAUGAUCACAACAUGUCUUUGAAAUAUAUCCCUUUACGAUGCACAAAUGAGACAAGGAUUAUACCAAGCAAUAUCUUGAGGGAAGACUUUGAAGUGGGUGCAGUUUUUGAAGGUUAUGUGGAACAUGUACUCAGUCCUGUUCAUUUCUGGAUAAGAACCGCAAAGCGCAAUCAAGACUUUGAACACUUGAUGAACACGUUGGCUGAUUACAUCAGUACAUUAACGCAGAAAGAGGACAUUCUCGAAAAUCCAGUGCCUGGCACACUUUGCUUAGCAAUGUAUCAGAAGGACCUGCACUAUUAUCGGGCCAUAGUCACUGACAUUCUGGAAUAUGGGGCUGAAGUAUUUUUCACAGACUUUGGCAAUACUGAAAAGGUGCCAAAUUUUCUUAUUAAAAAACUGCCUGAGCGCUUCACUACUGAACCAGAAUUUGUUGUGAACUGUUCUUUGGCUCAUGUGCUUCCAUUGGAAGACGUUUGGACUGAAACUGCAACAGAACACUUCAGGCACACAGUGUCAAACAAAGCCCUUGAAAUACAUGUCAUCCACAAGACAAAUGAACGAUUUCUCGUGGAUUUGUAUAAGAUUGGAACUCAAAAGAAUGAGAGCAUUGCACUCCUCAUGACAGCAGAAAAAAUGGCAGUGAAUUGGAAACACAAGCCAACAGCUUUGUCCUCUGCUUUUGUAGUAGAAGACUCGAAGAAGUGCAAGACAAAAACCUUAAAGCCCAAAUCCACAGUAAGAACACAGGGAAUACUCACCAAUGAGAAAGUAAGCGCAGAUGAGGACAAGGGAGAAAAUGGAAACCCUUACAGAGGCAUUCAAAACAUGCCGGAAAAAUUGAAAAUUCAGAGAUUCAAGCCUGGAGAGGAGUUAACUGUACGCUGUUGUAAUUUUGAUACCCCUUCGGAUUUUUGGUGCCAGAUUGAGAACCAGAUCAGCAGUUUGAACAAACUCAUGGAAGACAUGCAGGUGUUUUACCAGACACAUGAAGAACCAUUGAGAUCCAAUGAAGUCUUUUGUGCUGUAAAGCUAGCAGAGGAUGGCAGGUGGUACAGGGGCUGCCUUCUUUCAAGAAAAUUGAUUAAUUGCGAAGUAGCCUUGGUAGAUUAUGGGCUUGUGGUACUGGAGCAGGUGACUAACCUUCAGACACUUUCAUCAGAAUUCAAUCAGUUGGAAGGGCAGUCAUUCAGAUGUAGCCUGUAUAAUUUGAUUGAACCUACAGAUGGAAAUUCCUGGGGCAAUGGAGCAAGUCUGUCACUUAAAGAGUUUGUUUCUGAGUCUGUGAGUUUGAAGUGUACUAUUCAUGCUGAGCUGUACGUGAUGAAUGUAGGCCUGUGCAAUGUUGUUGACCUUCACACAACUUCUCAACAAGCAACUACAUUCCUUGUGAAGCAAGGUCUUGCCGUGAAAGUCCAACCCCCAAAGCCUCUUCGUCCAAAAGCUUACCCAGUUUCCUUUAUGUACUCUUCCUUCAGCAUCACAUUUGGAGGCAAAGAACAAGUCUAUGCCACUCAUGUGGCUAGUCCAUGGGAGAUAUAUUGCCAGCUAGGCCAAAAUGGGGGUGUUAUUGAAGACCUGAUGGAAAAAGUUGCAAAAGAGAGUGGCAAAGCACUUUGUUCUAACUCCGCUGUCCAUCCAGGAGGGCUUUGUCUCGCAAAAUACCCUGAGGAUGGGAAGUGGUACAGGGGGAUCAGCAAGCCUGUCCUGUCUAAUCAACUUCUGAGUGUGUUUUUUGUUGAUUAUGGAAACGGGCAAAUUGUUGAGAAAAGCGAUGUUAAGCCUUUAGAGCACAGUGCUACAGAUUUGUUGAUGACCCCUAUGCAAGCCUUGAAGUGUAGCCUUAGGAAUAUCCCCAAAGGUGAACCCCUGGCAGAGGUCAAUGACUGGCUAGAGAACAACAUUUUAAAUAAGCCAAUUCAAGCUAUAUUUGUGGCCAAAGACAGUGAUGGAACCUUCAUUUGUGACAUGUUUGAUGGUGACACCGAUAUCACUGAGAAAAUCAGAGAGAUAAUUGCCGCCCAUGAAGAAAGUGAGAAGGGUUUGAUCACUGACCAUAUCAAUGCUGACAGUAGGCUCCCUCAGAACAGCAGAGACAUUAAAGCAAAGCAAAGCAAUAAGGUUGGCCACAACAAAAGGUCACCAGGAAAGCCAGAAAUCAAGAAGGUCAUUAAAACGGUUGAUGCUAAAGCCUACAACCGGCCCGGAAAGACAACAACUCCCAAAGUACAGCCGGAAAAUAAAACAUCUGGACAUGCCCCUAAACAGUUUCUCCAAACUCAAGGUUGUGUCACGGUGCUUCCAAAACUCGCCUCUCUCCCUGAUGUAAAAGUGAAGCCUGGUUUUAAGGGUGUUGGGUUUGUUUCCCAAGUGGAUUCCAUCAACAGUUUCUUUAUCCAAAUGCAAGAGGAUGAAGCAAACAUACUUAAAAUGGGUGAAGAGCUCAAUGGCUUGUCGUUCAAAGAGAAGGCAGAAAAUAUCACAUCAGAAGUACACAAUGGUGAUCUUGUUGCUGCUGAAUUUGAAGAAGAUGGUGCUGUUUACCGUGCAGUUGUUACUGAUGACUCAAAGAAGGGACAUUUGGCCAUCGAGUUCAUUGACUAUGGAAAUGUGGCUACUGUUGAUCAGAGGAAAGUUCAUAGACUAACUAAUGAGUUUAUAUCUCAGCCCAGGCUAUGCAUACCAUGCUCUCUUGUUAAGACACAUACUCUUGUGAACAAUUCCUCUUUUGAAGCUGUGGUAAAAGACCAACCUCUCGAAGUGGAAUUCAUCAGACACACUGGGACACAUUGGGAAGUUAACUUGGAUGUGGAAGAAUCCAAGCUACCAACUACAUCAGAACACGGUACUGAAAUGAGAAAAGAAGUGAUCCGAGCCUCCAAUCCUUGGAAGUUUGAAAGUGGAAUUACACAUGAGCAACACACUAAGACCAGAGGACCCAAUGAGAGGAUGAGGAUGCAAGAAAGGAGUCCGUUCAACAGGAAACCCUAUUCGGGAAGGGCCACACUAAGUAAAAGAAAGAAACAUGGCCAGAAAUCACAAACCAAAGAAUUCAUCAAACCCACUGCAUUGAAAGUCAAUCCUCCUGAUUUGGUGAGUGAGACCUCAAUGAGUCUUGGAACACAUUUCACUGAGAGAGCCCCCACCAUCUUAGAAUUUGUUCCCCUUAAAAAUCCUUUCUGUGUUUCGAAAGAGCCAUGUUGUUUCCCACCUGUAGAAGAGAGAGCAGAAGUUCCACAGCAGAUUGCCAGAGGGGGACUGACUGAGGAGGGAACUCUUCUGACAGUUUUGGAGAAUGGAGAGCUUUACAUCAGACUUAACAGUAGUGCUGCACAACUUACUGCCCUUGAAACGCUAAUUGAUGAAGUUGAGCCAGAAUGCCAAUUUGUCCCUGUGAAAGAUGUGAAGGAGGGUCUAAAGUGCUUGACUAAAUCUCACGGAAAUGACCAGUGGCGUCGAGCAGUUGUGCGUCAUGCUUGGAUUGAACAGAAAAAAUGUACCGUUCAAUUUCUUGACUAUGGGAGCACAGAGCUGAUACCAAUGGGAAGCAUCAAAACUCUUUGUGAUGAUGUGGGCCAGAUGCCAGAGCAAGCGAUCCAUUGUAGAUGGAAUGGUUGUGGUGAACCUAUCACAGUGUUAAAAGAAAUUCUCAGCCCUUUAGCUGGUCAAACUAUCAAAUUAAUGUUUGUAUCCUAUGUAGAAGCUCUUCAGCUGUGGAGUGUUGAGAUCUUCAUGAAUGAGCGUCUCAUUCUGCAACAGAGAACAAAGUCUGAUUAUCAUGCUGAGGAGAAAGAAUCACAUGUCGUAUCUGAUGUAUGUCUUGCACUUACAAAAGAAUCCACCAAUGAACAAGAAAAUCAGCCUAGGAAAUUGUUCAUGGAUCCUGUUACAAUGGGACUAGAGUACUCUGGAUUUGUGGCUGCUGUAACCAACCCAGGAGAAUUUUACAUUGCCCUUGAUGAUCAAGAUCAUAAUGUGAUUACAACUGCUGUGUCAGACAUAUUAGAGAGCUUACGAGAUCUUCCAAGUCCACUUCCUGAUUCACACCUGAUUCCAGGGACUGGAUGCUUGAUCAGGCAUAAAGACACAAAGAAUUGGUGUCGAGCAGAGAUACUUCACGUGGACAGUGCAUCCGUGGUGAUGAAUCUUGUCGAUUAUGGAGUUUGUACACACAUUCUACCAGAAAAUGGAAGCCAUCUGAAAAUUCUGCCUGCUGAGUUGGCCAGGCUGCCAAAAAUAAUCUAUCCAUGCCUACUGCGAGGAAUCAAGCCAGCUGAAGAUGAACAGUGGUCAGACCGUGCUGUUCUCUUUUUCCAGGAGUUUAUAUGUCAUAAAAACCUUCAGAUUUACUUCAGACAGUGUAUUUUAGAGACACAAUGGGAAGUAGAUAUUCUGACAGAUGGAGUCAGUCUUGCCAAAGCCCUUGUUGAUGCUGGUCAUGCCUUGUACAUUGACUGCAUGCUUGGUCUUAGAUUUGAACAAGAACACUCUCAUAAUCUCCGAGGUUCUCCUGAAAAGUUUACAGUGGAGAUAACUGAAUUGAUGCCUGAAGGAGCAGACCUGAUGGAUGAUCCCAAAGAGUUCGAGUGGAAUGCAUUGGUUAUCCAGGGGUCUGAAAAAAAUGGAAGCAUGGAGGAACCCACUAAAACAAACACUGGUGUUAAACAAUGUGUUCUGCAAUGAAGAAUAUCCAUGUAAAGGUUCCAUGGGUUUCAGACACCUGAAACUACCCGACAUUUAGGAAGGGGCUAAAUUUGAGUAGCAGCACCAUUCUGAAAGGACAUGUAUAAUAUUUCUGUUUUAAUCAUUUUUAGGCAUGAACAUGUGACUAAUGAUUAACAUUACAUCAUUACAUUAUCAUUUUAGUUAACUUAAAUGAUGUCAUCAUCCAGGAUGAAGAAUUUUUCAAAGUAUAAAAAUGUAAAGUGGUAAACCAUAGUUUGACAUGGGUGUAUAGUUUGUUUUUAUGGAAAGCUUGUGUUUGUUUUGCUGUUGUGACCUUUUUUAUUAUUUUUUUUAAAUGACGGGACCAGCAGAUCAAGAUCACCCUUACUCCAUAUUUCAUAUGAUGUAUAGCAUUGUCUUCUGCAUGGUUUUACAAAAAGCACAGCUGUCAUUUUGUUCAUCUGAAAUGUGCCAUUUUUGUUCAUGUAAUAAUUGAAGUUAAUA